Molecule: messenger RNA, 381 nt
Organism: Stegastes partitus (bicolor damselfish)
Lineage: Eukaryota; Metazoa; Chordata; Actinopteri; Pomacentridae
Gene: ost4
Product: oligosaccharyltransferase complex subunit 4 (non-catalytic)
Exons: 3
Coding region: 117-230 (37 amino acids)
Cellular component (GO): oligosaccharyltransferase complex
Source: RefSeq, a predicted model, not a curated record
CUUUAUCGUGACGUGUCUUUCCUGUUCAGCCGGUAGACACACCGACCUGCCUGUCUGUAGCUGAGCAGCUGGAAUAUCGCUCGAACCGAGGUUAAAAACCCAACUUAAAGGAAAUCAUGGUGACAGACGUGCAGCUGGCCAUAUUUGCCAACAUGCUUGGCGUGUCCUUGUUCCUGCUGGUUGUGUUAUAUCACUACGUUGCCGUCAAUAACCCCAAGAAGCAGGAGUAGAGUCCCCCAGUAUGACUGGAGAGGUGAGAUGGGAGUCAAAACCGCCACCAUGGAAACAACAUUCCCCUCAUCCAACCCUCUUUCCAAAAAAUUGAUUUCUAUGUUUGCACAGUCGUGUUUUUUUUCUAAUAAAAAUGUUUAAAUUCCAUUU